Molecule: messenger RNA, 1460 nt
Organism: Metschnikowia bicuspidata var. bicuspidata NRRL YB-4993
Lineage: Eukaryota; Fungi; Ascomycota; Pichiomycetes; Serinales; Metschnikowiaceae
Gene: ECM331
Product: Ecm331p
Exons: 1
Coding region: 148-1389 (413 amino acids)
Biological process (GO): fungal-type cell wall organization
Cellular component (GO): fungal-type cell wall; plasma membrane
Source: RefSeq, a predicted model, not a curated record
GUCCUCCGUUCCCUUCCUCCUCUCUCUUCUCCUUCUUAUCUUUUCCGUCUUGCUCCUCUUUUUCUUCUCUCUUCUCUUUUUCUUCCCCUCGCUUCGCCUCGGUCUCUCCCUUCUCACGUUCUCUUCCACCUGAGUUAAGAUCACGAAAUGCUCAAGCACCUUGUCUUCCCCCUCUUGGCGUCGCUCGCCGCCGCUGCCAGCUCGGACUCGUGCUCGUUCUCCACCACGAUUUCGGCCGCGUCCGGCGUGCUGACUCUCAAUGCGUGCCCCACUUUAAGCGGCGACAUCACCAUCACCGGUGACGACAUUGCCUCUGUCGACUUGAGCGGGGUGCAGAACGUGGCCGGCGACUUGACUCUUUUCAACUCCAGCUCGUUCACCAGCGUCAACUUCAACAGCUUGGUCAACGUGACCGGCUCGUUGGCCUUCACGGCAUUGACGCAGGUGCACAGCGUCGACUUUGCCGCGUUGAACAUGGCCGAGGACUUGCUGUUCGUGUCGUUGCCCUCGCUCGCGUCGCUCAACUUGGGCCUGGGCUUGGCCGACGUGACCUCGCUCACCUUGUCAGACACGGCGCUCUCGUCGAUCGACAACCUCUUGCAGUUCUCGUCCAUCCACGUGUUGAACGUCAACAACAACAAGAACAUCACGUUGAUCGACUUGUCCAGCUUGGAGCUGGUCUCGGGCGGCUUGACCUUGUCCUUCAACAACGACGACGCCGUUGUGCGCUUGGGCAGCUUGCAGUGGGCCGCCAACUUCACGCUUCAGGACGUCGCUGCUGCUGACAUCUCCAACUUGCUGACCGUCAACGGCUCGUUCAUUGUGGGCUACAACUCGUUCGACGCCGUGCUGUUCGAGUCCUUGACCACCGUGGGCGCGUCGUUGCAGGUCUUUGCCAACGACAACUUGGAGACCUUAGAGUUGGCCAACUUGACGUCCAUCAACGGCGAGUUCCACGUGUUCAACAACUCGCUCUUGCUGGACAUCAACCUCGACAGCUUGGAGACCGUCAAGGGUGCCGUGGACAUUGAGGGUGCCUUCGGCAACUUCACCAUGCCCAGCUUGGACGAGGUCGAGGGAGACUUUACCGUCUUGUCCACGUCCGAGGACUUCUCGUGUGAGGCCUUCGACUCCUUGUACGACGACGGCAAAUUCUUGGGCGCCAACUACAACUGCUCGUCGCCCUCGAGCACCAUCCAGUCCUCGUCCACCACUUCCGGCUCCAGAUCCACGUCCAGCUCGACCUCCACGUCCACGGGCUCUGGGUCCGGCACGACCUCUUCGUCCAGCUCCUCGUCCUCCAGCUCGUCGAGAUCCGGAGCCUCCGCCGUCACUCCGGCGAUGGUCUUCACGUGUGCCGUCGCUGCUGCCGUGGCUCUUUUGGUGUAGUUCAGCCAACCGCAAGCAUGGUAGCGAAUAUGUUUACAUAUGUAUUCUAAUUGAUUUGUGUUGUAUUCCAG